Messenger RNA from Durotheca rogersii, 2112 nucleotides. Its product is annotated as heterokaryon incompatibility protein-domain-containing protein. The transcript has a single exon. The record is from RefSeq and is a predicted model, not a curated record. The coding region runs from base 1 to 2112 and encodes 703 amino acids. Lineage: Eukaryota; Fungi; Ascomycota; Sordariomycetes; Xylariales; Xylariaceae.
AUGGCUCGGGAACAAGCGUGGAAAGCGAAAGGAUGCUCCGAGUCUUGUUGGGUGAGAAACCUCCUGCUGCCAGAUGUGGCCGAUACCACUGCUUUCUCGAGCCGCCAGGACAGUAUACCGUCUGUCGACGACAAGGUCCAAAGGGCAGCCGCCGCGAAGCUGUACCAGACCAUCAAGCCCUGGCAGACACGCAUUCUUCGUAUCGACCCAGCGCUUCGACUGGAUAGCCCGGUCUUAUGCGCCCUCCUGAUAGCCGAUGUCAUCGUCCACGAGGGCCUAGGGAUCGUCGAAGAGGACACUGCUAGAGAAGCUCCCUAUGACGCGUUAUCGUACAUAUGGGGCGCCCCGGUAUUCUCGCACCCGGUUCAAAUAAACGGCAUCCAAUUCUUCGUUACCGAGAACCUCGGCUGCGCCCUACGACACCUGCGCCUGACUAACACGGAGCGAUACCUGUGGGUCGACGCACUCUGCAUCAAUCAGUUCGACGUGAGAGAAAAGUCUGUGCAGGUGUCUCGGAUGUUCUCGAUCUACAAAAAGGCCCAGAGCGUUAUAGCUUGGAAUUCUGGUUGGAACCAGCAGAAAAGUGCCGUUCUCUCUACAGUCCUUGCGAAUGCUUCAGAUGAUAUUAAAAAGCACAGCGAGGUCUGUAUACAGCGCCUUGGGACCCUUUCCCAGCUGCUCGUUAACGCCUGUGAGCCCCCGUUGUUCAAGCGGACCUGGGUCAGGCAAGAAGUCUUCGCCGCUAGAAAUUUGGUAAUGCAGCUCGGUGACCUACGACUAUCCUGGGUCGAUUAUGAGCGCCUUAAGAGCUUCGUCGCCCGGAUCGGGGACCUUACUAGGGUUCGCAGCGAAUCUGCGUCUCCUGACUUCACAGAUGCUCUCUACCUAAAGUCCCCUUCUAACGCGAUCAAGACGUUGGUGCAACCAGAUUACAAAUAUGAUGCCAACACUCACAGUAGCCGGAAUCAAGGUGCGAUAAAUGCUCCCGUCUCGCUUUUAGAUGCCCUCGUAUUUUCAUCCUCCUUUGGCGUAACUGACCCUCGGGAUCUCGUCUACGGGAUUCUGGGGUUUACGACAGUUCCCACGUCCCAGGGAGUCACGGAUAUCCACCGCCCGGCGCUCACAGUCGACUAUGGCCGCUCUGUCUCCGAAGUAUUCCAGGACGUCGUCAUAUACGAGAUUAACCGCACGGGAUCGUUAGGCAUACUCGACUUUGCAAGCCAGUCUCGACCUUCGUCCGAUCUCCCCUCAUGGGUGCCGGAUUGGAGGGCCUAUGACCCUGCGAUUUCGCAACAUCGCGUCUUAAACAGGACGAACUCGUGGAGGUAUGGCUUCGUCGACGUGAAGAGGAUUGGCAUAGAGUGGAAACCGCUUCCUCCGCCUCCAGAUGCAUGCGGAGUCCUGUUUGCCCGGGGAGUGGUUCUCGGUAUCCUGAAAACCCGCGUGGAUGAGGACACGGCUUGGAUGCCGUGGAUAUCUGACAGUUUCAAAACGGGCUUUAAUGAGAGAUUCGGGGGCCGAGACUUCGAUUGCCCCGACCUCUUCCCAGGUGUCAGGGGAAAUUACAUGGAGACGUUUGACGAGGAGUUCAAGCACGGCAAUUUGCCUCUUCACGACGGAAAAGUUGCACGAGUGAACGUGACGAAUGCCGGCGAGAGGCUCAUGACCCUUCUUCAGAGUGCGAUGCUCGAAAUGAUGAAGUUCGCCGUCCGAGGCCGGGUGAUCGAGUCCCCGGAACCUGUUCGGGGCAACCUCACUCUGGGCCUGGCCCCGCGAGGUAUCUCCCUAGCACCUCGAGGGUUCGUGGACGAUGACAUUAUCGUCCUAUUCCGGGGAUCACCCUGCCCAUUCGUUCUGAGGCGCCUCGGGCAGGAACAACAUGUAUUGAUAGGGAGGGGGAUAUUCCCCCUCUUAUUUGAGCACACGUCGAUGCACUUCGAUCCUUUCAGGAGAAGCGAAAUGGCCUGGUCUAGUGGCAGCGCCCUCGAUGCGGAUACAUCCGACAUUUUGGAAAGCCGACUGCUGCGUCCCGAGAAGAUGGCUUCUAUCUGGAAGCGCGCACUGCAGGACGACGAGUUUCUAAGUGCAUUCGAGGAUUUCGAGCUGGUAUGA